Symbiodinium pilosum is the source of this 828-nucleotide messenger RNA. NCBI's taxonomy places the organism in Eukaryota, Dinophyceae, Suessiales, Symbiodiniaceae. The record is from the annotation of a GenBank genome assembly.
AUGAAUUUAUUGCACGACGGAAGAUUGGACCCAUGUGACUGGUGUGGCGAAUCCAAUUGGCGCAUUGAAGCCAAGGGAGACCACGCUUCAUACAGGUGCAAGUCCAAGAAUUGCCGUUGUUCAAAAUCCGUGCUCUCACAUGACAACGACUUGUUCAACAAAAAAUGUGCUUUGCGUUCACUGAUCGGUGCACUUUGGUUGUUCCUGUCACCUAUCAAUGUGAGUGCCGAUCAAGCUGGGUUGAUUUUGGGUCUGGAUCACAGAACCGUCAGAGAUCUUUUCUCAAAUUUUAGAGCUUGGUUGACACCCAUUGUGGAUCGCUUGAACGAGGAGCUGGUAGUUGGUUCGGCUGGCGCAGACACUGAGCUGGAUGAAAUCAGCUUCCGCAGCAAAGCCUUGGAUGACCAAGUCAUGUGGAUCCGCUACAUUGGCAUUGUGCGGCGGGGAAGCGCCAAAAUUUUCUUGCAGAAGCUACCGCUGAAGUUCACAGCGUCUGGACAAGGUGGAGGCGGACCCCUAAGUGUUCAGGAGUUGAAGGACAUCGUAGUGACUUCAAUGGGUACCAGCAGAAUCGCCGUAGGCAGUGUCUGCCACACUGACAGCGCUAAAGCUUACAAGAAGCUAGAUUCCGAUGAACCACUUCCUGCGUUGUACAGCGGAGUCUUGGCAGGUCCUUCCUUCUCGCACCUUAAGCUGGCCCAUAGCAAUGUGCGUCACAAGCCUCCACACCCUGAGUUUGCCCGCAAGUUCAAGAUGAGGAUCUGGAACGGCAGCAAAUGGGUGGAAGAGGUUAGAGUUGGAGGAACGCAGAAACUAGAUGGUUUUUUU